This is a messenger RNA of Coregonus sp. 'balchen', 30816 nucleotides long. The record is from the annotation of a GenBank genome assembly. NCBI's taxonomy places the organism in Eukaryota, Metazoa, Chordata, Actinopteri, Salmoniformes, Salmonidae.
CAUUGCUUCCCGCAGCCAUGUUUUGUUUGCUACGUUGUCAUUCUACGUUGUGUGCGGGGCGCUGUUCACUCACUGUCACUAGCAGCGGUGUGGAACCAGUCUGAGGAUAUCAGGUAGCUAAAUAUUAUUAUAUUUGCUUUAACUGUUGACUUAGCGAUAUCUUUGAGAUAUGUGUUUUUCACAAUUUAUUCGUAUUUUGAAUGUAAUUCUUAACUGACAAGUGUAGUUUGGCGGAUAGCUGAAGCAGGGUGAAAACAUUUUUGACACAUUGCAUUGCCAUUCGCUGGUGCCGGUGGUUUAGUUAGCGGCGUAGCUAGUUAGCUAACUGUUUGCUAACAUGCCAUGGUGAAAGCAAGAAUGACUUCUUCUGUCUACUUUUGACUUAGGCAAAACAAAAAAAAUAUAACUAGGAUAUCCUCCCUGAAACAUUAAACAUUUGUUUUUGGCGUACCCCUGUUAUGUAGCUAGCCAGCCAGCUACCUACCACGUAAGCUAACUUUAACGUAACUUAACUAGCUACAGUAACGUUAAUGUUGUUGUAACUAGAGGGACUGGCUGUGUUCAUUCAAUCAAAAUAGCUUUGCUUGUAAUCCAGCAUCAGUUUGUAAAGCCUGUUGAUUGAUUCACCAUUGAUUUUAUUUGAUUGAUUCAGGUCAGCUAGCUAGCUCGUUAGAUAAAAGCCCAAUACAGUCAGUGUUAAAAUUUUUAAAUACCUUUUGUUAGCCUAACUAGCUAUAAGGACAUCUCUGAUAGAAUAUCAUCUGGUCAAAUAUUGUGUCUGGAGAAAGCAAAGGUAAGUGAUGGUUCAGUACAAUGAGUUUACUAGCCAACUAAACUAUGUAUACCCUUCUAUUUAUUCAGAUUCAGUGUGUGUUUUCAAAGUAAGUUAUUUUAAACCGAUUUUAUCAGUGGGUGAAAAAGUGGAUCACAGUCAGGAUCAUAUUCUGGUAUUUAGUUCUAGCCAUGAUUUUAGCCCCAUUUAGACGUAAACCAGAAUUUCCCAUAGGUUAAAUCAUAUUUGGCUGCAUUUCCUCUGCCCCUUUAUUGAUAUGACACAUUCAAAUUGGUAGUAAGCCUGCUGGAGUGUAACGUUAUGCUCAAAGUCCAAAAGGGUAUCUCAGAACACAGGACAGGUAAAUGGGCUAAUAAAAACAGCCAAGCCAGACGAAUAAUUUAUUACAUUUGUAAAGUGUUUUUUUAUAUGUACAGAAAAAAUCUCAGAGCAUAAAAAAAUAAAUAUGUAAUAAUAAAUAACAAAAAGGAAAAAAUAAAUAAUGAUAAUAUCAUAAGACUCAUUGCAGUGCAGUGGACUAUUAUAUUAUUCAUGCUAUGUUGAAAUAUCAAAUGCAAUCAUGACCAUAAAAUGUAUAUAUUGCUAUAACAUGCAGACACUCCUUUCCCUCCCUCUGUCUGUAGUUCUCGGAGGGUGCUAUGGCGACCUUCCCAGAGUUUAUUGCACAGAAUGAGGAGCGUGAUGGGGUGCGCUUCAGCUGGAACGUCUGGCCCUCUAGUCGUCUGGAGGCCACCCGCAUGGUGGUCCCCGUUGCCUCUCUGUUCACCCCUCUGAAGGAGCGCCCAGACCUGCCCCCCAUCCAGUAUGAGCCUGUGUUGUGUAGCAGGGCGACCUGUCGCGCUGUCCUCAACCCGCUCUGGUAAGUGAGGCAACAAUCCUCAUUCACUUACUUAAACAUAGGGUUGCAAAAUCCUGGUAACUUCCUGGAAAACCAGGGAAUUUUGGGAAAGUAAAUGAUUCCCUAUUCUCUCUCUUCCUCAUUAAUUUAUACUUAUCAAUUUAUAACUGUCAUCAUCAGGUGAUUUGUACUGUACAUAUCCUUGGGCAAUCCUCAAAAGGUUCACAUGUAACCCACUGAAAAAAUUAUUGUAGCCUAAACUGUGUGGUCCUUCUCUGUUUGAACUCUAUCAAUUGAUCUCUCAACCUAGCCAAGUGGAUUAUAGAGCCAAACUGUGGGCUUGCAACUUCUGCUAUCAGAGAAAUCAGUUUCCGCCUACCUAUGCUGGGAUAUCAGAGGUCAACCAGCCAGCCGAGCUGCUGCCACAGUUCUCCACCAUUGAAUAUGUGGUCCAGGUAAGGUUUCCCUUUGAUCACAGCUUUUUCCAGAUAACCAGCUAUCACUCACAAUAAGGACGUUGAUUAUAUAAUAAAUACAGUAUUUUGAUUUAAUCUAAAUUAGAUAUAGGCCUUCGUUUUGAUAUGUUUUAGUAAAGAUUCAACAGCAUAUCAGAUAAUCGCAUACCUACCUCAGUUUUAUAUCUCCUACAGAGAUGUAUUAGUUCUCAUUUAGAACAUAAAAUCAAGCAUGCAACGCCAUGGCUCUGAGUUUGCCUUCCCUGGCCCCCACAGAGAGGUCCCCAGAUGCCGCUGGUCUUCCUGUAUGUGGUGGACACCUGCAUGGAGGACGAGGACCUGCAGGCUCUGAAAGAGUCCUUACAGAUGUCCCUGUCCCUGCUGCCUCCUACGGCCCUGGUGGGCCUCAUCACCUUUGGACGCAUGAUCCAAGUACACGAGCUGGGCUGCGAGGGCAUCUCCAAGAGCUACGUCUUCAGGGGAACCAAAGACCUCAACGCCAAACAAUUGCAGGAGAUGCUGGGCUUGACCAAACCCACUGCUGCACAGGCAGGACGGGGACCACAAGCUCCACAGGCCCCCCUCUCCAACAGGUAAACCACUACAUAGCUACAGCAUUGGUUUGACUUGGCAGUACAUACACUAAAAUAAUUUGGGAUGAAACAAAACAAGUCUUAACUUAAAACUUAUUUCCAUUUUGUUGUGUUGCUUAGAUUCCUCCAGCCAGUCCAGAAGAUUGACAUGAACCUGACAGACCUGCUUGGAGAGCUGCAGAGAGAUCCCUGGCCUGUCACUCAGGGAAAACGUCCCCUCCGCUCCUUAGGGUCAGCCAUGUCCAUUGCUGUUGGCCUGCUGGAGGUAAGACCUGGACAGAAAUAUAAUUUACCUCACUACAGACCUGGGUUCAAAUAACAUUUUAAAUAUUUCAAGUACUUUGGCUUGAUUGAUUUUGCCUGGCACAAUUGCACCAAUGGAAAAAGUUGCGAAAGUGCAAACUCUGUCCAUCUGGCAUCUCAGGCAGACUCAAGUAAACGCUUUCAGUGUUUUAAAGAUUUAGAAUACUAUUUGAAACCAGGUCUGCUCAUAUUUGUGAUUAAAACAGAAUGGUACAUAUUUCAAUGACACCAUUGUCAAAUCCGCUGUAUGAAGUGGGAUUUGUAAGAUGUUUAAACCUAUUACGUUGUGGUUAUGGGUCUGUGUUUGUUUGCAUUGUUUACUCAGCUUCAUAGAAAUGUUUUGUAAUUAAAUGUCCCUUUUUUCCACCAUCCAUUCCCCUUCCAGUGCACCUUCCCUAACACUGGUGCACGCAUCAUGACCUUCAUCGGUGGGCCAGCCACUCAGGGCCCAGGCAUGGUGGUAGGAGAUGAGCUGAAGGCCCCUAUUCGCUCUUGGCACGACAUUGAGAAGGACAACGCCAAGUUCAUGAAGAAGGGGACCAAAGUAAGUUUGGCUAAACCUUUUUACUGUUGACUUUGCCUGUUAUUUAGCUGGGUGUACCAUGAUCUGAACUUUUUUCAGGUCUGUUGCAACUGUCUGUAAAUUAUGAUAAAUGCUCAAGUAAUGUGUUACAGCACAUUAAAGUGAGACAACCAGUUAAUGGCUAGAUGUGUUUUUUAGCAUAACAAAUUACAAACAGGCACUCCUUUCUUCUUUAUAUUAUAUUGGAUCCUCAUUUUGUCCUGCUCCUGUAUAAAGUUUGGAUAUGUGUAAAAACCCUUUCCUUCAUUUUCAGCAUUACGAGGCAUUGGCGAGCCGUGCUUCCACCAAUGGCCACAUAAUAGACAUCUAUGCCUGCGCUCUGGACCAGACUGGACUGCUGGAGAUGAAGUGUUGUUCCAAUCACACUGGGUGAGGACGCUCUGUCUGGUGAACAUACAGGUUCCGUCUGAAAUGGCACCCUAUUCCCUAUAUAGUGCACUACUUUUGACCAGGGCUCAAAAGGAGUGCACUAUAUAGGGAAUAGAGUGCCAUUUGGUACGCAUAACACACACGUCAAUCACUCUGGCUUCUCCCCUAGUCCCCUAGUGAGAGGAGAGUUUGUCCUCAGAUCUUCUCCAGUGCUCUCCUCUGAUGCUUUGAGGAGGAAGGAAUCGACGAAUGACUUCUGAGAUUCACCCUGUGUAUCGUUGAACUCAUACGCGUAUAUCUGUUUUUGUAGAGGCUACAUGGUGAUGGCGGACUCUUUCACCACCUCGCUAUUCAAACAAACCUUCCAGAGGGUUUUUACCAAAGAUGUGUCUGGAGCCUUCAAGAUGGCCUUCGCAGGCACCCUGGAGAUAAAGGUAGAACCAUUGCACAGACUGGCUCUAUCUGAAAUGGUACUCUACCUAUAGAGUGUACUACUUAGUAGUGCACUAUACAAUGCCUUCAGAAAGUAUUCAUACCCCUUGACUUAUUCCACAUUUUGUUGUGUUACAGCCUGAAUUCAAAAUGUAUUAAAUAUUUUUAAAAAUUCACCCAUCUACACACAAUCUCUUAUAAUGACAAAGUGAAAACAUGUUUAGACAUUUUUGCAAAUGUAUUGAAAAGGAAAUACAGAAAUAUCUAAUAUCAUAAGUAUUCACAACCCUGAGUCAGCUUUGAGUCGUCUUGGGUAUGUCUGUAUAAACUUUGUACAUCUGGAUUUGGGGAUUUUCUCCCAUUCUUCCUUGCAGAUUUUCUCAAGCUCUGUUAAGUUAGAUGGGGAGCGGCAGUGAACAGCAAUCUUCAAGUCUUUCCACAGAUUUUCAAUGGGAUUCAAGUCUGGCCUUUGGCUGUGCCACUCAAGGACUUUCACAUUGCUGUUCUGAAGCCAUUCCAGCUUUGCUUUGGCUGUAUGCUUGGGGUCAUUGUGCUGUUGGAACAUAAAUCUUUGCCUCAGUCUAAGGUCGUUUGCGCUCUGAAGCAUGUUCUUAUCAAUGAUUUGCCUGUAUUUGCCUCAAUUCAUUAAUCCCUCUCCUUACUAGUCUCCCAGUCCCUGCCUGCGAAAAGCAUCCCCAAAGCAUGAUGCUGGCUCCACCAUGCUUCAUGGUAGUAUUGACUCAGGGUUGUGAAUACUUAAGGACAUGAGAUAUUUCUGUAUUUAAUUUUUAAUACAUUUGGAAAAAUGUCUAAACAUGUUUUCACUUUGUCAUUAUGGGGUAUUGUGUGUAGAUGGGUGAGAAAAUAUAUAUUUAAUCCAUUUUGAAUUCAGGCUGUGAUGAGCUGUGCCUGGUUUUCUCAAGACAUAGCGCUUUGCAUUCAGGCCAAAGAGUAAAAUGUUUGUCUCAUCAGACUACAGAAUAUUUAGCCUUAUGCUGUGUCUUUCACGUGCCUUAUUGCAAACUCCAGGCAUGCUGUCGUGCCUUUUUCUCAGGAGUGGCUUCGGUCUGGCCACUCUCCCAUAAAUCCCAGAUUGGUGAAGUGCUGUAGAGAUUGUUGUCCUUCUGGCAGGUUCUCCCAUCUCUUCCAAGGAACUCUGUAGUUCUGCCAGUGGUCAUUGGUUUCUUGGUCAUCUCCCUGACCAAGGUCCUUCUUGCCCGGUUGCUCAGGUUGGUUGGACGGCUAGCUCUAGGCAGCGUCAGGGUAGUUCCAUAUUUUUUACAUUUCCCAAUGAUGGAGACCACUGUGCUCUUGGAAACGUUCAACACUCUAGAAAUUGUUUUAUACCCUUCCACAGAUAUGUCUCAUGAUAAUUCUAUUUCUGAGAUCUACGGACAGUUCCUUGGACUUCAUGGUGUAGUUUCUACUCUGACAUGCACUGUCAACUGUGGGACCUUUAUAUAGACAGCUGUGUUUCUUUGUAAAUCAUGUCCAAACAAUUGAAUUGGCUACAUGUGGACUCCAAGUUGUAGUGACAUCUCAAGGAUGAUCAAAGGAAAUUGGAUGUACAAUGAGGGUAAAAAGUAUUUGAUCCCCUGCUGAUUUUGUACGUUUUCCCACUGAUAAAGACAUGAUCAGUAAAUAAUGUAAAUGGUAGGUUUAUUUGAACAGUGAGAGACAGAAUAACAACAAAAAAAUCCAGAAAAACUCAUGUCAAAAAUGUUAUGAAUUGAUUUGAAUUUUAAUGAGGGAGAUAAGUAUUUGACCCCUCUGCAAAACAUGACUUAGUACUUGGUGGCAAAACCCUUGUUGGCAAUCACAGAGGUCAGACGUUUCUUGUAGUUGGCCACCAGGUUUGCACACAUCUCAGGAGGGAUUUUGUCCCACUCCUCUUUGCAGAUCUUCUCCAAGUCAUUAAGGUUUCGAGCCUGAUGUUUGGCAACUCGAAACUUCAGCUCCCUCCACAGAUUUUCUAUGGGAUUAAGGCCUGGAGGCUGGAUAGGCCACUCCAGGACCUUAAUGUGCUUCUUCUUGAGCCACUCCUUUGUUGCCUUGGCCGUGUGUUUUGGGUCAUUGUCAUGCUGGAAUACCCAUCCACGACCCAUUUUCAAUGCCCUGGCUGAGGGAAGGAGGUUCUCACCCAAGAUUUGACAGUACAUGGCGCCGUCCAUCGUCCCUUUGAUGCGGUGAAGUUGUCCUGUCCCCUUAGCAGAAAAACACCCCCGAAGCAUAAUGUUUCCACCUCCAUGUUUGACGGUGGGGAUGUUGUUCUUGGGGUCAUAGGCAGCAUUCCUCCUCCUCCAAACACGGCGAGUUGAGUUGAUGCCAAAGAGCUCCAUUUUGGUCUCAUCUGACCACAACACUUUCACCCAGUUCUCCUCUGAAUCAUUCAGAUGUUCAUUGGCAAACUUUAGACGGGCCUGUAUACAGUGGGGAGAACAAGUAUUUGAUACACUGCCGAUUUUGCAGGUUUUCCUACUUACAAAGCAUGUAGAGGUCUGUAAUUUUUAUCAUAGGUACACUUCAACUGUGAGAGACGGAAUCUAAAACAAAAAUCCAGAAAAUCACAUUGUAUGAUUUUUAAGUAAUUAAUUUGCAUUUUAUUGCAUGACAUAAGUAUUUGAUACAUCAGAAAAGCAGAACUUAUUAUUUGGUACAGAAACCUUUGUUUGCAAUUACAGAGAUCUUACGUUUCCUGUAGGUCUUGACCAGGUUUGCACACACUGCAGCAGGGAUUUUGGCCCACUCCUCCAUACAGACCUUCUCCAGAUCCUUCAGGUUUCGGGGCUGUCGCUGGGCAAUACGGACUUUCAGCUCCCUCCAAAGAUUUUCUAUUGGGUUCAGGUCUGGAGACUGGCUAGGCCACUCCAGGACUUUGAGAUGCUUCUUACGGAGCCACUCCUUAGUUGCCCUGGCUGUGUGUUUCAGGUCGUUGUCAUGCUGGAAGACCCAGCCACGACCCAUCUUCAAUGCUCUUACUGAGGGAAGGAGGUUGAUGGCCAAGAUCUUGCGAUACAUGGCCCCAUCCAUCCUCCCCUCAAUACAGUGCAGUCGUCCUGUCCCCUUUGCAGAAAAGCAUCCCCAAAGAAUGAUGUUUCCACCUCCAUGCUUCACGGUUGGGAUGGUGUUCUUGGGGUUGUACUCAUCCUUCUUCUUCCCCCAAACACCGCGAGUGGAGUUUAGACCAGCUCUAUUUUUGUCUCAUCAGACCACAUGACCUUCUCCCAUUCCUCCUCUGGACCAUCCAGAUGGUCAUUGGCAAACUUCAGACGGGCCUGGACAUGCGCUGGCUUGAGCAGGGGGACCUUGCGUGCGCUGCAGGAUUUUAAUCCAUGACGGCGUAGUGUGUUACUAAUGGUUUUCUUUGAGACUGUGGUCCCAGCUCUCUUCAGGUCAUUGACCAGGUCCUGCCGUGUAGUUCUGGGCUGAUCCCUCACCUUCCUCAUGAUCAUUGAUGCCCCACGAGGUGAGAUCUUGCAUGGAGCCCCAGACCGAGGGUGAUUGACCGUCAUCUUGAACUUCUUCCAUUUUCUAAUAAUUGCACCAACAGUUGUUGCCUUCUCACCAAGCUGCUUGCCUAUUGUCCUGUAGCCCAUCCCAGCCUUGUGCAGGUCUACAAUUGUAUCCCUGAUGUCCUUACACAGCUCUCUGGUCUUGGCCAUUGUGGAGAGGUUGGAGUCUGUUUGAUUGAGUGUGGGGACAGGUGUCUUUUAGGUCUGUGAGAGCCGGAAUUCUUACUGUUGGUAGGUGAUCAAAUACUUAUGUCAUGCAAUAAAAUGCAAAUGAAUUACGUAAAAAUCAUACAAUGUGAUUUUCUGGAUUUUUGUCUCUCACAGUUGAAGUGUACCUAUGAUAAAAAUUACAGACCUCUACAUGCUUUGUAAGUAGGAAAACCUGCAAAAUCGGCAGUGUAUCAAAUACUUGUUCUCCCCACUGUAUGUGCUUUCUUGAGCAGGGGGACCUUGCGGGCGCUGCAGGAUUUCAGUCCUUCACGGCGUAGUGUGUUACCAAUUGUUUUCUUGGUGACUAUGGUCCCAGCUGCCUUGAGAUCAUUGACAAGAUCCUCGUGUGUAGUUCUGGGCUGAUUCCUCACCGUUCUCAUGAUCAUUGCAACUCCACGAGGUGAGAUCUUGCAUGGAGCCCCAGGCCGAGGGAGAUUGACAGUUAUUUUGUGUUUCUUCCAUUUGCGAAUAAUCGCACCAACUGUUGUCACCUUCUCACCAAGCUGCUUGGCGAUGGUCUUGUAGCCCAUUCCAGCCUUGUGUAGGUCUACAAUCGUGUCCCUGACAUCCUUGGAGAGCUCUUUGGUCUUGGCCAUGGUGGAGAGUUUGGAAUCUGAUUGAUUGAUUGCUUCUGUGGACAGGUGUCUUUUAUACAGGUAACAAGCUGAGAUUAGGAGCACUCCCUUUAAGAGUGUGCUCCAAAUCUCAGCUCGUUACCUGUAUAAAAGACACCUGGGAGCCAGAAAUCUUUCUGAUUGAGAGGGGGUCAAAUACUUAUUUCCCUCAUUAAAAUGCAAAUCAAUUUAUAACAUUUUUGACAUGUGUUUUUCUGGAUUUUUUUGUUGUUAUUCUGUCUCUCACUGUUCAAAAAAAGCCUACAAUUAAAAUGAUAGACUGAUCAUGUCUUUGUCAGUUGGGCAAACGUACAAAAUCAGCAGGGGAUCAAAUACUUUUUUCCCUCACUGUAUAUUUAAUCUAUUUUGAAUUCAGUUUGUAACAAAACAAUGUGGAAUAAGUCAAGGGGUAUGAAUACUUUUUGAAGCCAUUCAGAAUAGGGAAUAUGGUGCCAUUUCAAAAGCAGCCACUGUGUUCCAAUAUCCACACUAACAUACCACUACAAUACAUUACAUUGCUUUUACGUAGUGUGUAAGAUAUUGUAAUAGAGCCACAUUGAUAGGUGAUUUAAUCCAUUAAACAUUAUGGAAAAUAUCAGAUUUCUUAACCCUUUUACCAAAUAGAAUUGUACGCAAAAUGCAAAUAUGUUCUAAUAUCAUCUGUCCUUCAUUUCAGACAUCUCGAGAGAUCAAGAUUUCAGGAGCCAUCGGGCCGUGUGUGUCAUUAAAUGCCAAAGGACCGUGUGUAUCUGAAAAUGUGAGUCCACGUCAAAUACAUAGAUCAGUGCCCUAAUACUCUACAGGGCAAUUCCACGAUAACGGAAUUGAGCUGAGACUGAGAUUUUUUUGUUUUACUCAAAAUGUAUGCAGUCUCCUGAGUGGCGCAGUGGUCUAAGGCUGUGCCACUAGAGAUCCUGGUUCGUAUCCAGGCUCUGUCGCAGCCGGCCGCGACCGGGAGACUCAUGGGCGGCGCACAAUUGGCCCAGCGUCGUCCAGGGUAGGGGAGGGAAUGGCCGGCAGGGAUGUAGCUCAGUUGAUAGAGCAUGGCGUUUGCAACGCCAGGGUUGUAGGUUCGAUUCCCACGGGGGGCCAGUAUAAAAAUAUAUAUAUAUGUAUUCACUAACUGUAAGUCGCUCUGGAUAAGAGCGUCUGCUAAAUGACUAAAAUGUAAAUGUAAAAUGUAUGCCAAACAAAAAACAUUGGUUUUCAAAGUUUAGCAAACCAUACAACUCUAUGCAGAAGGACUACUUUUAACAAUUUACACUGAAAAUGUUACAAAAACAUUUACUGGAAGAACGGUACAGAUGCAAAGUUUAACAGAAUUUCUGUAAAAUCUCCCUUAGUUUGUGACCACGUUUCCCAAAAACUCUGUUAAAUAUCUGCUCCAAAUUAAGAUGUCUGCAGAAAGAAUGGGGUGUCAGCUAUAACAUGACACCUUGACUUUGAAAAUAUAUAUAUUUUGAUUAUUGAACUACACUGAACAAAAAAUAUAAACGCAACAUGUAAAGUGUUGGUCCCAUGUUUAAUGAGGUGAAAUUAAAGAUCCCGAAACUUUCCAUACGCACAAAAAGCUUAUUUCUCUCAUUUUGUGCACACAUUUGUUUACAUCCCUGUUAGUGAGCAUUUCUCCUUUGCCAAGAUAAUCCAUCCACCUGACAGGUGUGGCAUAUCAACAAGCUGAUUAAGCAGCAUGAUCAUUACACAGGUGCACCUUGUGCUGGGGACAAUAAAUGGGCACUCUAAAAUGUGCAGUUUGGUCACACAGCACAAUGCCACCGAUGUCUCAAGUUUUGAGGGAGCAUGCAAUAGGCAUGCUGGCAGCAGGAAUGUCCACCAGAGUUGUUGCCAGAGAAUUGAAUGUUCAUUUCUCUACCAUAAGCCGCCUCAACGUUGUUUUAGAGAAUUUGGCAGUACGUCCAACUGGCCUCACAACCGCAGACCACGUGUAUGGCGUCGUGUGGGCGAGCAGUUUGCUGAUGUUAUGGGCAGGCAUAAGCUACGGACAAUGAACACAAUUGUGUUUUAUCGAUGGCAAUUUGAAUGCACAAAGAUACCGUGACGAGAUACCGUGAAGAGAUCCUGAGGCCCAUUGUCGUGCCAUUCAAUGCCAUCGCCGCCAUCACCUCAUGUUUCAGCAUGAUAAUGCACUGCCCCAUGUCGCAAGGAUCUGUACACAAUUCUUGUAAGCUGAAAAUUUCCCAGUUCUUCCAUGGCAUGCAUACUCACCAGACCCAUCUGAGCAUGUUUGAGAUGCUCUGGAUUGACAUGUAGAACGGCGUGUUCCAGUUCCCGCCAAUAUCCAGCAACUAAUGCACAACCAUUGAAGAGGAGUGGGACAGCAUUCCACAGGCCUGGGGCCUGCCGAGUGGCGCAGCGGUCUAAGGCACUGCAUCGCAGUGCUUAAGGCGUCACUACAGACCCGGGCUGUGUCACAACCGGCCGUCCCAUAGGGCGGCGCACAAUUGGCCCAGCGUUGUCCGGGUUAGGGGACAAUUUGGCCGGGGGGGGGGGGCUUUACUUGGCUCAUCACGCUCUAGCGACUCCUUGUGGCGGGCGUUUGCAGGCUGACUCCAGUCGUCAGUUGAACGGUUUUCUCCGAUACAUUGGUGCAGCUGGCUUCCAGGUUAAGCGGGCAGGUGUUAAGGAGUGCAGUUUGGCGGGUCAUGUUUCGUAGGAUGCAUUACUCGACCUUUGUCUCUUCCGAGCCCGUUGGGGAGUUGAAGCGAUGAAACAAGAUAGUAAUUAAAAUUGGGAGAAAUAAUAGGUUAAAAAAAUAACUUCCACAAUCAACAGCCUGAUCAACUCUAUAUGAAGGAGAUGUGUCGCGCUGCAUGAGGCAAAUGGUGGUCACUGGUUUUCUGAUCCACGCCCCUACUUUUAAAAAAGGUUUCUGUGACCAACAGAUGCAUAUCUGAAAUCCAUAGAUUAGGGCCUAAUUUAUUUAUUUAUUUAAAUUGACUAAUUUCCUUAUAUGAACUGUAACUCAGUCAAAUCUUUUAAAUUGUUGCCUUUAUAUUUUUGUUCAGUAUACGUGAAGUGGAUUUACAUAUGGUAACGGAAUUUCAUCAUGGGUCCCUGAUUUGUACUACACAGAAAUGCAUAAUUAUGGCUAUGAAUGUCAUUCUCCUCAUGGUGUUGUAUCCUAUAUACAAAAUGUGGUGUUCCGUGACCCAGGAAACAAAACUGCUAAAUUUCAACAACAUUACUUAUAGAUAAUGUUAUGAAUCUUCAGUCUUCAAUCAUUGGAGAACAAAUUGGAUGACCUAAGAUUACGGUUAUCCUACCAACGGGACAUUAGAAACUGUAAUAUCUUAUGUUUCACCGAGUCGUGGCUGAACGACGACAUGGAUAACAUACAGCUAGCGGGCUAUACGCUACAUCGGCAGGAUAGAACGGCUGACUCCGGUAAGACAAGGGGUGGCGGUCUGUGUAUAUUUGUAAACAACAGCUGGUGCACAAAAUCAAAUACUAAGGAAGUCUCAAGGUUUUGCUCGCCUGAGGUAGAGUAUCUUAUGAUAAGCUGUAGACCACACUAUUUACCACGAGAGUUUUCAUCUAUAUUUUUCAUAGCUGUCUAUUUACCACCACAAACCAAUGCUGGCAUUAAGAUUGCAUUGAAUGAGCUGUAUAAGGCCAUAAAUCAACAGGAAAACGCUCAUCCAGAUGCAGCGCUCCUAGUGGCCGGGGACCUUAAUGCAGGGAAACUUAAAUCCGUUCUACCUAAUUUCUACCAGCAUGUUAAAUGUGCAACCAGAGGAAAAAAAACUCUAGACCACCUUUACUCCACACACAGAGACGCAUACAAAGCUCUCCCUCGCCCUCCAUUUGGCAAAUCUGACCAUAACUCUAUCCUCCUGAUUCCUGCUUAUAAGCAAAAACUAAAGCAGGAAGCACCAGUGACUCAGUUAAUAAAAAAGUGGUCAGAUGACACAGAUGCUAAGCUACAGGACUGUUUUACUAGCACAGACUGGAACAUGUUCCGGGAUUCUUCAGAUAGCAUUGAGGAGUACACCACAUCAGUCACUGGCUUCAUCAAUAAGUGCAUCGAUGAUGUCGUCCCCACAGUGACCGUACGUACAUACCCCAACCAGAAGCCAUGGAUUACAGGAAACAUCCGCACUGAGCUAAAGGGUAGAGCUGCCGCUUUCAAGGAGCGGGACUUAACCCGGACGCUUAUAAGAAAUCCCGCUAUGCCCUCCGACGAACCAUCAAACAGGCAAAGAGUCAAUACAGGACUAAGAUUGAAUCGUACUAUACUGGCUCUGACGCUCGUCGGAUGUGGCAGGGCUUGAAAACUAUUACAGACUACAAAGGGAAGCACAGCCGCGAGCUGCCCAGUGACACAAGACUUCCAGACGAGCUAAACCACUUCUAUGCUCGCUUCGAGGCAAGCAACACUGAAGCAUGCAUGAGAGCACCAGCUGUUCCGGAUGACUAUGUGAUCACGCUCUCCGUAGCCGAUGUGAGUAAGACUUUUAAACAGGUCAACAUUCACAAGGCCGCAGGGCCAGACGGAUUACCAGGACGUGUACUCCGAGCAUGUGCUGACCAACUGGCAAGUGUCUUCACUGACAUUUUCAACAUGUCCCUGACUGAGUCUGUAAUACCAACAUGUUUCGAGCAGACCACCAUAGUCCCUGUGCCCAAGGACUCUAAGAUAACCUGCCUAAAUGACUACCGACCCGUAGCACUGACGUCUGUAGCCAUGAAGUGCUUCGAAAGGCUGGUCAUGGCUCACAUCAACAGCAUUAUCCCAGAAACCCUAGACCCACUCCAAUUUGCAUACCGCCCCAACAGAUCCACAGAUGAUGCAAUCUCUAUUGCACUCCACACUGCCUUUCCCACCUGGACAAGAGGAACACCUACGUGGGAAUGCUAUUCAUUGACUACAGCUCAGCAUUCAACACCAUAGUGCCCUCUAAGCUCAUCACUAAGCUAAGGAUCCUGGGACUAAACACCUCCCUCUGCAACUGGAUCCUGGACUUCCUGACAGGCUGCCCCCAAGUGGUAAGGGUAGGUAACAACACAUCUGCCACACUGAUCCUCAACACGGGGGCCCCUCAGGGGUGCGUGCUCAGUCCCCUCCUGUACUCCCUGUUCACCCAUGACUGCAUGGCCAGGCACGACUCCAACACCAUCAUUAAGUUUGCCGACGACACAACAGUGGUAGGCCUGAUCACCGACAACGAUGAGACAGCCUAUAGGGAGGAGGUCAGAGACCUGGCCGUGUGGUGCCAGGACAACAACCUCUCCCUCAACGUGACCAAGACAAAGGAGAUGAUUGUGGACUACAGGAAAAAAAAGAGGACUGAGCACGCCCCCAUUCUCAUCGAAGGGGCUGUAGUGGAACAGGUUGAGAGCUUCAAGUUCCUUGGUGUCCACAUCACCAACGAACUAUCAUGGUCCAAACACACCAAGACAGUUGUGAAGAGGGCACGACAAAGCCUAUUCCCCCUCAGGAGACUGAAAAGAUUUGGCAUGGGUCCUCAGAUCCUCAAAUUCUACAGCUGCACCAUCGAGAGCAUCCUGACUGGUUGCAUCACCGCCUGGUAUGGCAACUGCUUGGCCUCCGACCGCAAGGCACUACAGAGGGUAGUGCGUACGGCCCAGUACAUCACUGGGGCCAAGCUUCCUGCCAUCCAGGACCUCUAUACCAGGCGGUGUCAGAGGAAAGCCCUCAAAAUUGUCAAAGACUCCAGCCACCCUAGUCAUAGACUGUUCUCUCUGCUACCGCACGGCAAGCGGUACCGGAGUGCCAAGUCUAGGUCCAAAAGACUUCUCAACAGCUUCUACCCCCAAGCCAUAAGACUCCUGAACAGUUAAUCAUGGCUACCCGGACUAUUUGCACUGCCCCCCCCACCCCAUCCUUUUACGCUGCUGCUACUCUGUUAAUUAUUUAUGCAUAGUCACUUUAACUCUGCCCACAUGUACAUAUUACUUCAACUACCUCAACUAGCCGGUGCCCCCGCACAUUGACUCUGCACCGGUACCCCCCUGUAUAUAUAGCCUCCCUACUGUUAUUUUAUUUUACUUCUGCUCUUUUUUUCUCAACACUUUUUUUGUUGUUGUUUUAUUUUUACUUUUUUGAUAAAAAUAAAUGCACUGUUUGUUAAGGGCUGUAAGUAAGCAUUUCACUGUAAUGUCUGCACCUGUUGUAUUCGGCGCAUGUGGCCGAUUUGAUUUGAAUAUGAACACUGUGGUUCAAAACUUGUAAAAGUUGCACUUUUAUUUUUCUCCUAAAAGUUAUGAUUUCUAGCAUCGAAAUCGUAGCACAUUUUGGGUAAUUUCCCUAGCAACGUUCUGACGUUACUAUGUUUCACCUUGGUUACUUUUGUAAAACACUGGUGCACAAAACGCAUAACUAUUUGUGUGUUCAGUGUUCAUCCUUGCAUAAGCAACAUAUGUAGCCAGUCCUUUACUGAUCCAAAGGAACCCCUAAAUGUUUUUAUUGCACUGCUUUGCUUUAUCUUGGCCAGGUCGCAGUUGUAAAUGAGAACCUGUUCUCAACUGGCUUACCUGGUUAAAUAAAGGUGAAAUAAAUAAAAUAAGGAAAUAUGUUUUAACCAUAUACAGUGGUUUUCUCAGUUUAAUAUAAUACGUUUUGGCAGCUGUAUUUAGCCUACAAGGGCCAUCAUUGCUUUUGCCUGCUAGCCAAACUAAAGACAGCACAACGUUUGCUAGCUAACACAGCUCUCAAAACAUUCAAGGUCCCGACAGCUACAUAAAGCGCUGUUCUGGCAUCUGAGAAAAAUACAUUUAGCAUCUUUCAACAGCUUCUUAUCUCGUAUUAUUUCGGGAUUCCUCCAGUCCGGUACAUACUUGUCUUUACUAUAGUGUACUCUACUGUGCUGUACUGUACUGUCCAAUCUUGUAAAACACAUUUUCCGGACCGGACCAAAUCUGAACCAAUCAUGGAUGUCUAUGUUUGGGCCUAAAGAAGGCCGGUCCAGACUUUUGUGGACGUUGAAAUCAUGGCUGGUCUGGACUGGAUUAAAAAAAAACAUUCAGGGCAGACUGACCAGACUUUUCACACUAUUGCUUUGACCACCAGACGACAGAAAGAAAAAGUUAUCAGCUGAACAUAACAUUAUGCUAGUGUAAGGGAGGACAGUAGCAGGUGACCCAAGUGUGGUUUGUGUUCUAUGAUUUCCCAUUGUAGCCAAUUCAAUUGAAAAUUCCGUUAUCUAUUAAAAUAUUUUUGUGUUGUAAAUUCUGUUAGCGAUUUUGGUAACAGGAUUUCAAGUUUUAAUCACUUAAUAAUUAAUUAACAAAAUGUAUAUCAGUAUAAAAACACUAAUUGAUAGGUCAACUUUUACUUGUUACUUCUGUGAACUUUCAUUAUCCUCCCACAUGAGGGAGAGAAAUGAGAAAAUAUCUUAAAGGCCCAAUGCAGCCGUUUUUAUAUCCAUAUCAAUUCAUUUCUUGGUAACAAUUAAGUACCUUAAUGUAAUAGAUUUCCAUUAAAAUAGGCAAAAUUAGCUUUUUAGCAAAACUAUUUCUCAAGCAAGGAUUUUGUUAGUUCUGAGUGGGGAGGGGAAAACUGAAAAGAAUUGUUAUUGGCAGAGCGGUUUGGAACUCUUUGUUAUUGGCCUAUUAACAAAUUUACCACAUGGUGAUGUCACCAUGGAAAGCCAAAACUCCCGCCCAUGCAAACCUGCUGAUUUAGAAGCUACUGUGUAGAUUGUAUUUUCAACCAGCAACUAUCAAGAAAUGACACUGAUCAAAUCUUUUCACACUUUUACAGUGUUAGUUUCAUCAGCUGUAGUAAAAUAUGAUACAACACACAGGAAAAAUAGAGUUAGGACUGCACUGAGCUUUUAAAUAUGUUUUUUUGGUAACGGAAUUUCAAGGCACAAGGCAAUGUUUCUUAAACUUACAGAAGGCAAAAAAAUUAUCCUAAAUAUAAAUGUUGAUAUUAGUUGGCGGGGUUCUUUACUUCAACAUUAUUGUGUUUUGAUGUAUUUCUAAUAACGUUUAAAUAAUUUUUCUGGUAUAUGUUUUCUAUGAUCCCUUUUCCAUCUGUUGAUAAGAAAUCGAAGCCUUUGCUUAUUCAAAUUUACACCGGCAGCACAACAAAAUAAACUCUUAGCUUACAUUUGACAUGCUACCAUGAGCUUCACAUGUUGGUGCUCAUGGGUCCUUUUCAAUGGAAAUGACCUACAUCAAUGAGCAGAUAUGCAGAACAGUACAGUAAUCUUGUUUUGGAUAAUACUUUUAUCUGGUUGACCCUUUUGUAAAUUUAGUUGUCCAGAAUGUUGUGUCCUGAAUUUUUACUGAAGGAGAUGGAACAACGUUCUGUUUCUGAUCCCUUCUAGAACAAUGUCAUUCUGAUUAUGAUCCCUUCUGUCUGUUUCCUAACAGGAAAUUGGAACAGGGGGCACCUCUCAAUGGAAGAUAUGUGGUCUUGACCACAACACCACUCUGGCAGUGUACUUUGAGGUGGUCAAUCAGGUAUGCAUUCAUAUUACACACUCUGAAUUGUGAUCACUAAGCUACUUGUGUCAAGUGCCAUGUUUUGCGUUCAGUUGUGAUCAGGAGCGAAAGGAAAGGAUGCUGAGUAGUCGUUUUAUAUCACAGUAAUCUGAGAUUAGGCAACCCACAGAGCCAUGUUUGCCAAGAGCAUCUGCUAAAUGACUCAAAUGUAAAUGUACAAAUGUAAACGUUCCACGUGCCAAAGAUUUAGAUAAUUUAAUUGCACCACCAGAGGGCAUACUAGCUAUUCUAUUACUAUGAUAUUCUACUUCUGGACUGACCAGAGGUAAUGGCUAGAGUUGCAUCACUAUGCCACCAGAUGGUGUGCUCGUAUAUGAAACCACUAUGGCCUCUUUAUAAAGCAUACCAACAUUAGCUAGCACAAGAUGGUUCUGAAAUGAUCACGUUCACUCUAACCCAGUAUUUCCUGUUAUGCUAAUCUGGUAGAUUUAAUCUGGUAGCUACAUGUACAUUAUUGUAGACUGUCAGUGUUGCCCAGGGUAUAUUCAUUAAGGAAGAACAUAUUUGACAUUAUAUGAAUCAGUAUUAUUUGUUUUGAUGAAUAUUUAUUUACUGACUGAAAACGGAUUGACUAUUCCUCUCUGACAGACAGUGUUGUUUGUCUGUAAACAGUUUAGCACAGUCUCCAGUGUAAUUCAAAUAUUGAAGUUUAACAUUGUAGUUCAAACUUUUUUCAUCAGAAACUGAAAAUAUAGGAUAGCUAUGGCGGUCUUGGUGUAUGGCCACUAAAGACCACAAUGACCUCACAUUCUUCAAACGGGAGAUGGUUGCCUCUUCUCGGCACAAUGAGCCUUGGUAUAGUCCUCCUUUGUUGAUUAGUCCCAACCUUUCAUUUAAUUCAUUAAUUUGUAUUUAUUUAGCCAGGUAGUCCAGUCAGCAACAAUUGCCACUGUUUUCCAGGGAGUCCUGGGAUCCAUAAAAUCAAUUAUGUGGUUAGUCUGUAGUUAUUUUAAAAGAUGACUCCACAGUGACGGAUUCCUGGUCCAGUGUAAUGUCCUUACUGUGCCCAGGGUCUUUACUAUCCUACAUUGUCACCUCUGACAUGGAUCUAGUCUCUGGUGACCCUGGCUUGGAGUUAUCUGACCAGAGUGAUGGCUUGGUGAUGUGGUGGUGGCUCACUAUCUCCAGUUGGAUGGCGGUGCUCUGUGGGUGGGAGUUCUUCAGAGGGCGCUGAAGCAGCUGUCGUAUUUUAUUCAGGCUUUUCCGCAGAGCCGCUCUGUACCGCCUGAGAGGGAUAGAGAGGAAGGAAGAGAAAUGGAGAGAGCAAGAUGUAGAGAGGGAGAGAGAAAUAAAUAGAGGGAGAGAGAGAUUGAAUCCGAGAGAGUGACAGAUGGAGAGAGAAAGUAAGCCACCAUUAACCAUAUAACCACUGAUGCAGUGCAGCUAGCCACAGCUCUGCUCCCACACUGAGAAGCUCAUUUUAAUCAUCUCAAGCUCUCAGCUAUUUCCCCUCUCAACAGCCCUCAUUUAGAAAUGUACUGGAGCUAGCUUCUCAAUUCCCUCUGACUUUGGUUUCAAGUGGCUAUUGAGGGGCCUUCAUAUUAUUACGUUAUAUCAUCUGCACAAGACUGAGCCUUAUUCUAAUUGGCAUUGAAAUGACUCUUUAUAUUUCUAUUUGACUUUGUUUGGGGCUAUUGCUCUAUUACUUACGUCUGCGUCAUGGAGUUGAUCCAUGGGUUGAGUGUGGAGGUGAAGAGGACGAGCCAGGUGGCUAUGGCUGAGGCUGCUGCUGGCGGGUCAUGGCCACUGAGCGUCUCAUAGAAACAGGUGGUGAUGUAAGGCAGCCAGCACACCAGCAGGCACACUGACAAUGGAGAGAAUUAAGAUGGGAGAUUAUUAGAGUAAUUACGUAUAUAUUAUAAGAGCGAGUCAAGGGUAAUCUUAUUGAAAUGCGAUAUAUUUAACAGGAGGUUAUUCGAUUCAUUACGGUAACAUUACAUGUUGAUAUGAAGAAGUCUAUUUAGUAUAUUUAUAUAUUCGCGAGAUUCCUAAAUCACUAACCUUAUUGUAGUGUGUCAUGUUGUUAUAGCACAUUGACCAUUUCAAAAAAACUGAAUUUGACCCGUUACAAAUGUAGCCUACAGAAAGAUGUCAAUAAUAACAGCCACUGAUGGACCUUGAAUGUUAUUUGCUUUUGUUCCUUACAUAAAAGGCUUUUAAUCUGUGUAUCUGCUCAGUGCUCAGAAUGACCAUAUAUCUCAAAUGCCUUGCUCUGUCUGGAUACAGCAACAAAUCGAGAGCUUCAAUGUACUAUUCACAAGGUUAGAACUGGUAUGUAACCACCAAUGAGACUCACCCACAGUUGCCACCAUCACUAUGGAGCUCCUGAAGUAGUUAUUAGCAGGAACAUAAAAACAGUGCUGGUCGUUGCAAACAAACGUCCCUCGCUGCACCUGCUUCCUCGCAAUAUACACAAUGUAUGCAUACAUGGAGCACAUGAUGAGUAUCGGUGCUAUGAUCCCAACCACGAUGAAGAGCAUACUGAAGCCCCUGUAGUCUGGCUGGAAGCUGGGGCCACACAGGAACCUGGUGCUGCUGUAGGUGUAGCUGCCGAAGCCCAGCAGUGGCAAGGCUGCGUUGAUCAGGCCAUAGAGCCACACCAGGACCAGUACCACCCUGGUCCUCUUGGCCGUGCAGAUGGUGGUGUAGCUCAGGGCGAAGCAGAUCUCUGUGAACUUGUCAAUGGUGGCCCAGGUCAGGGAGUGGAUGGAGGCCAGCUGAAGAAGCAGGUAGAGGAAGGCGCUGCCCUGGCAGAGGUGCCCGUCGCUGGGGUAGCCCUGCGGCCUGAGCAGGCUGUUGUAAGCUCCGAAGGGGAUGAUGGAGAGACCCAGGGCCAGGUCACUCAGGCAGAAGCUCAGGGUCAGGGCCCAGGUUUCAGUGUGGAGCUCCUUGUUGAGAAGAACCACCAGUAGUAGAACCACAUUACCACACACACAGCACAGACUGGAGACCACCAUCAGAGCUGCAUAGACCAGGGCCACUGGCUGCAUCCUCCCGGCCUCCUGAUGGAAGAGAAGUCCUCCCUGGGCUGCUGGCUACUCGCUCUCCUCCCGCCUGGUUCAGGCCAUGAGAUCCCACUGACCGAAUGGCUUGCUGGCUGACUGAGGCUGACGUGUGAAGUGCCGUUAUCCUGUGUGUGCCGUGGGCUGGUCCUCGGGGGCUCCAGGGAACUGGUUGCUGUUGUGGAUGUGUCAGUCUCCCGCUGUGCUCUGGGAGGGGAGGCUCCUCUCCAAGUCCUCUAGCUGUCCUCUAAGGGCUUAGCUAGCUCCUCUCUGCCUUGCUGUACACUAUCUCUGCUUCAGAUUGAGGCAGGGAGGGCGAAACAGCCCGCCACACCCCUCUCUCAAGCAGUAGAACUAUGAGAACCGAAAUAUUCAGCCCUAAUGGUGUAAAUACGGAGGCAAACAGUCAAGGAGCUGGUGUGUGGAUACGCAGACUUGCGAGGGAGAGAGCGGUUGUAGCAGAGUUGUGCUGCCGGUGUAAACAGACGCUUGAGAUCUAAUAUCCUCUCCUCCACUAAUGGCUGCCGCACAGUUAAUGAGCCAUUUGGCUCUGGAGUGUUGUUAGGAUAAUUGGCAAGAAGUGUGCCUCUAAUUCAAUCUAAGCUUCCAAUAAUCCAUUAUUGCCUUUCUGCUUUCUUAAGCCCCCUCAUAUAACCUAAUUAUUACCGUUCUUCUGAAAGUUGUUUUUCCUCUCUGGCUGUCCAUAAGGCAGUAGCAGUUAUGUGUGUGUUUGUACAUGGCAAAUUAUUUGAAUAAUUUGAAUAAAACACCCACGUCUAUUAGUGCCUUUGGAAAGGUUGACCUUCCAACAGGACCAUGACACUUAGCACACAGCCAAGACAAUGCAGGAAUGGCUUCGGGACAAGUCUCUGAAUGUUCUUGAGUGGUCCAGCCAGAGCCCUGACUUGAACCCAAUCCAACAUCUCUGGAGAGACCUGAAAAAAAGCUGUGCAGCAACGCUCCCCAUCCAACCUGACAGAGGUUGAGAGGAUGUGCAGAGAAGAAUGGGAGAAACUCCCCAAAUACAGGUGCACCAAGCUUGUAGCAUCAUUCCAAAGAAGACUCGAGGCUGUAAUUGUUGCCAAAGGUGCUUCAACAAAGUACUGAGUAAAGGGUCUGAAUACUUACGUAAAUGUAAUAUUUGUUUUUUAUUAAUAAUACAUUUGCAAAAAUUUCUAAACCUGUUUUUGCUUUGUCAUUAUGGGGUAUUGUGUGUAGAUUUGCAGAGAAAAAAAUACAAUUUAAUCAAUUUUAGAAUAAGAUUGUAACCUAACAAAGUGGAAAAAUUCAAGGCGUCUGAAUACUUUCCGAAUGCAUUUACGUUUAUGAUCAUCACAGCAUUUCAUUGAAUGUGCAUGCAUGUGUACACUUCUACACUGUGUGCACAAUUAUUAGGCAUUAUCAUCAUUAUUAUGCAUAUUUCCCAACUCCAAGCUGUAUAAACUGGAAUGCUUAUUGGAUUUAAGCAUAUCAGGUGAUGUGUAUUUGUGUAAUGAGGGAGGGUGUGGCCCCCUAUAUCAAGGUGUGUAUAAUUAUUAGGCAGCAGCUUUUCCUCAGGUAAAAUGGGCCAAAAAAGUGAUUUAACUGACUCUGAAAAGUCAACAUUUUUAAAAACUAUUUCAGAGGGAUGCAGCACUCUUGAAAUUGCUAAGAUAUUGGGGCAUGAUCACAGAACCAUCAAACGUUUUGUUGCAAAUAGUCAACAGGGUCGCAAGAACCGUGUUGAGAGAAAAAAAGACGCAAAUUAACUGCCAAAGAUUUGAGAAGAAUCAAACGUGAAGCUACCAGGAACCCAUUAUCCUCCAGUGCUGUCAUAUUCCAGAACUGCAACCUACAAGUACAAGGUGUUCAGUGCUCAGAGACAUGGCCAAGGUAAUGAAGGCUGAAACCCGACCACCACUGAACAAGACACAAGUUGAAACGUCAAGACUGGGCCAAGAAAUAUCUGAAGACAGAUUUUUCUAAGGUUUUAUGGACUGAUGAGAUGAGUGACUCUUGACGGACUAGAUGGAUGGGCCCGUGGCUGGAUCAAUAACGGGCACGGAGCUCCACGUCGACUCAGACGCCAGUAAGGUGGAGGUGGGUUACUGGUAUGGGCUGGUAUUAUUAGUGAUGAGCUAGUUGGACCUUUUCGGGUUGAAGAUGGACUCAAACUCAACUCCCAAACCUACUGCCAGUUUUUAGAAGACACUUUCUUCAAGCAGUGGUACAGGAAAAAGUCUGUAUCUUUCAAGAAGACCAUGAUUUUUAUGCCAGACAAUGCUCCAUCGCAUGCAUUGAAGUACUCCACUGCGUGGCUAGCCAGUAAAGGCCUUUUUAAAGAUGAAUGGAUAAUGACAUGGCCCCCUUCCUCACCUGACCUAAACCCUAUUGAGAACUUGUGGUCCCUUCUUAAACGGUCGAUUUACAGCGAAGGAAAACAGUACACCUCUCUGACCAGUGUCUGGGAGGCUGUGGUUGCUCUGCACAAAAAGUUGAUCGUCAACAAAUCAGGAAACUGACAGACUCCAUGGAUGGAAGGCUUAUGACUGUUGUUGAAAAGAAGGGUGGCUAUAUUGGUCACAGAUUUUUUUUUUUGAAAUGUCAGAAAUGUUUAUUUGUAAAUUUUGAGUUGUUUAUUAUUCUCACUUUAACAGAUGAAAAUGAACAAUGAGAUGGAACUUUUCGUUUUUCAUUUAGUUGCAUAAUAAUUCUGCACACUAAUAGUUGCCCAAUAAUUGUGCACACAGAUAUUCUCCAAAGAAAGCCAAAACCUCACUUUUACUUUCUUAAAUAUUCAGGUUUGAGGUUUAUUAACAUUUUUGGAUUGACCGAGAGCACUGUAGUUGUUCAAUAAUAAAAUUAAUCCUCAAACAUACAACUUGCCUAAUAAUUGUGUACACAGUGUAAUUGGAUGACUUUCUAAUGAUCCUUUCCUAACCGUUUUUGUCUCCUCUGUUUGUAGCAUAAUGCACCUAUUCCCCAGGGGGGCCGAGGGGCGGUCCAGUACGUCACUCAGUACCAACACUCCAGUGGACAGAAACGCAUCCGAGUCACCACCACCGCCAGAAAGUAAACAAGCAUACACACAUUACAGAUUUGUCUCACUUCACUUCAGAACAAAACGUACAAUUUACAAAAACACACAAACAUGUGAAUAUGGAUUUGAUUCAUCAUUCAGAGCACAUCUUCUUUUCAAAGUAACUACUGGACUUUUUCUACCACUUUUCAUUCCACUAUGGAGCUGCAUCUGCAAGCUCACCUUGUUUCCAUAGCAACACUGUAGGGAGCGAGGGUAAAGUGGUUGUUGUGUUGUCUUCUCCCCUGAUCAGAGGAGGAGAUGGUCUUGGUUGUUAGUGUCAAACGUGUAUUUAUCAGACACUGACUGAGCCUUUAGCGGUCAUAUGACUACGGUAAAGACACUCAGUAUGGGUUAUGAUCAAUGUUGCAGUUCAUGUUUGUUAGCAUGAGAUCUGUGUUUAUACAAUGCUUAACAUGUUGCAGGGCAGUGGCGAGAGAAAAUGUGUAUAGAUAAGCCGUCAUUCCCAGGCUGUUAAAAGAUCAGUUCCAUUUACCUAGACUUAAAUUACAGUAUGGGUUGGAUUUAAUUUACAAGGGUUAUUAUGACAAAGGGCUUUUAAAUGCCAAGGCAACCAGAACUGUAACAUCUAACGUAAUGCCCCUUAUUUAACUAAUUUCUCCAUAAAAUCUAUGGUAGAGAUUAAUUGUGUGUGGUAUCACUUUUUCAUUGUGGAGGAGAACCUUACAACUAAACAAAAACAAAAAAACAUAAGUGUGUCAAAUGAUCGACGAUGCUUAUGUAGGUUGUUUCUCUUUCUCUCACUCCCCCCCCCCCCCCCCCCCCCCCUCUCAGCUGGGCAGAUGCAGGGACCCAGAUCCAGAGCAUUGCAGCAUCAUUUGAUCAGGAGGCCUCAGCCAUCCUAAUGGCUAGACUGGCUGUGUACCGCGCUGAGACCGAGGAGGGCCCUGACGUGCUUCGCUGGCUGGACAGACAGCUCAUCCGGCUGGUAAGACCGAGACAGAGCAACACCAUCUAUUAGCACCUCGCCACAGACUUCAUAAAUGGGCCGGUUGUUAAAACAUUGAGAUUAUAAAAUGAAACAAUGUCAUUAUUUGCUGCUGCUAACCAGUGAAAGUAGCAAUUUCCAGGCUAGCAGGCACGGGGAAAUUGUGGGAUGAAGUGUGACAUUUUUAAGUGUGGACUCAGUGGCAGGCAGGGUUUUAUAAUGGGUUUGAAUUGCCUUUUUCUCUCUCUGUUCUAGUGUCAGAAGUUUGGAGAUUAUCAUAAGGAUGAUCCCAACUCCUUCCGCUUCUCAGAAACCUUUUCUCUCUAUCCCCAGGUAAGUGAUCAUGGGCUGAGAGGCUGAUUGGCUCUUUAGUGGAACGACACAUUUGUAGCUAGUACAUACAUGUAUGAUAAAUAUAUUUAAGCUGAAGAAGGCACAGUGAUGCUGAAACUUUGGUGUUUUACCCAAUAAAUUACUUAUAUACACACACACACAGUACCGGUCAAAAGUUUUAGAACACCUACUCAUUCAAGGGUUUUUCUUUAUUUUUACUAUUUUCUACAUUGUAGAAUAAUAGUGAAGACAUCAAAACUAUUUAAAAAAAAAAACACAUAUGGAAUCAUGUAGUAACCAAAAAAGUGUUAAACAAAUCAAAAUAUAUUUUAUAUUUGAGGUUCUUCAAAUAGUCACCCUUUUCCUUGAUUACAGCUUUGCAUACUCUUGGCAGUCUCUCAACCAGCUUCACCUGGAAUGCUUUUCCAACAGUCUUGAAGGAGUUCCCACAUAUGCUGAGCACUUGUUGGCUGCUUUUCCUUCACUAUGCAGUCAGACUCAUCCCAAACCAUAUCAAUUUGGUUAAGGUCGGGGGAUUGUGGAGGCCAGGUCAUCUGAUGCAGCACUCCAUCACUCUCCUUGGUAAAAUAGCGCUUACACAGCCUGGAGGUGUGUUGGGUCAUUGUCCUGUUGAAAAACAAAUGAUAGUCCCACUAAGCCCAAACCAGAUGGGAUGGCCUUGAAUUGUAAAUAAAUCACAUACAGUGUCACCAGCAAAGCACCCCCACACCAUAACACCUCCUCCUCCAUGCUUUACGGUGGGAAAUACACAUGCGGAGAUCAUCCGUUCACCCACACCGCAUCUCACAAAGACACGGCGGUUGGAACCAAAAAUCUCCAAUUUGGACUCCAGACCAAAGGACACAUUUCCACUGUUCAAACGUCCAUUGCUCGAGUUUCUUGGCCCAAGCAAGUCUCUUCUUCUUAUUGGUGUCCUUUAGUAGUGGUUUAUUUGCAGCAAUUAGACCAUGAAGGCCUGAUUCACACAGUCCCCUCUGAACAGUUGAUGUUGAGAUGUGUCUGUUACUUGAACUCUGUGAAGCAUUUAUUUGGGUUGCAAUUUCUGAGGCUGGUAACCUUAAUGAACUUAUCCUCUGCAGCAGAGGUAACUCUGGGUCUUCCAUUCCUGUGGCGGUCCUCAUGAGAGCCAGUUUCAUCAUAGCGCUUGAUGGAUUUUGCGACUGCACUUGAAGAAACUUGAAAAGUUCUUGACAUUUUCCGUAUUGACUGACCUUCAUGUCUUAAAGUAAUGAUGGACUGUCGUUUCUGUUUGCUUAUUUGAGCUGUUCUUGCCAUAAUAUGGACUUGGUCUUUUACCAAAUAGGGCUAUAUUCUGUAUACCCACCCUACUUUGUCACAACAUGAUUCCAUGUGUGUUAUUUCAUAGUUUUGAUGUCUUCACUAUUAUUCUACAAUGUAGAAAAUAGUAAAAAUUAAGAAAAACCCUUGAAUGAGUAGGUGUUCUAAAACUUUUGUUUUGACCGGUAGAGUGUAUGUAUGUAUGUAUGUAUGUAUGUAUGUAUACAUACACACACACACACACACAUAGAUAUAAAUAGAGUGUGCGACUCUUUGUUUUUAUAGCUUACAAAUAUCUUUAACCUAACUUUUUUUUUAAAGUAAUAUAAAGAGGAUUUUAAAAAGCACAUUAUAGCUUUUCCUUUGUCCCUCAGUUUAUGUUCCACCUAAGAAGAUCUCCUUUCCUGCAAGUGUUCAACAACAGUCCAGAUGAGAGCUCAUACUACAGACACCAGUUCAUGCGUCAGGACCUGACCCAGUCUCUCAUCAUGAUACAACCCAUUCUCUACGCCUACUCCUUCAACGGGCCCCCAGAGGUAAGACCUAACACACACACACACACACACACACACACACACACACACAGAGACACACCAUCCUCUACGCCUACUCCUUCAACGGGCCCCCAGAGGUAAGACCUAACACACACACACACACACACACACACACACACACACACACACACACACACACACACACAGAGACACACCAUCCUCUACGCCUACUCCUUCAACCGGCCCCAGACGUAAGUCACACACAUUUUUAUUUCCAUUGAAAAAUGAAAUUUGCUUUCCUUCCUCUUUAAAAACAUAAAUCAUGGAUGCUUUGGCUUACUGUACGAGCUAGUCUUCUUAUGUAUUAAAUGAUAAAAUCUCUGACUCUCUCACCUCCCUCCCACUCACAUUCUGCAGGCUUAGCUGUGUUGCCUAGGUCAGCAGAGAGAGUGCACUAAUACCUUGGUCCUUUUAUUACAGAUAAGCUUGCGGUUAUGUGGUUAAUAAUGAGUGUAGUGUGUGAGUACAGUAGUGUGUUCCGGGCCAGCGCUCCUUUCAGUGCAGAUAUCAACAGUGUGGUUUUUAACACCUUACAGACAGACAGCGUAGUGCACACCUCUCUGAAAAGGGUAAGUUAUUUAAUUGGUUAAUCCUUAAGAGUCUAAGCCGGGCGGGCGGGGGGGUUGAUCAUUUAGCUAUUACCAAGGAUCAUUUAGCUAUUUGAUUUAGAAUUUUAGGACCCCUUAAGGUAGAAAAUAUACACUACCGUUCAAAAGUUUGGGGUCACUUAGAAAUGUCCUUGUUUUCGAAAGAAAAGCAAUUUUUUUGUCCCUUUAAAAUAACAUCAAAUUGAUCAGAAAUACAGUGUAGACAUUGUUAAUGUUGUAAAUGGCUAUUGUAGCUGGAAAUGGCUGAUUUUGUAAUGGAAUAUCUACAUAGGCCUACAGAGGCCCAUUAUCAGCAACCAUCAGUCCUGUGUUCCAAUGGCAUGUUGUGUUUGCUAAUCCAAGUUUUUCAUUUUAAAAGGUUAAUUGAUCAUUAGAAAACCCUUUUGCAAUUAUGUUAGCAAAGCUGAAAACUGUUGUGCUGAUUAAAGAAGCAAUAAAACUGGCCUUCUUGAGACUAGUUGAGUAUCUAGAGCAUCAAUAAUUGUGGGUUCGAUUACAAGGCUCAAAAUGGCCAGAAACAAAUAACUUUCUUCUGAAACUCGUCAGUCUAUUCUUGUUCUAAGAAAUGAAGGCUAUUCCAUGCGAGAAAUUGCCAAGAAACUGAAGAUCUCGUACAACGCUGUGUACUACUCCCUUCACAGAACAGCGCAAACUGGCUCUAACCAGAAUAGAAAGAGGAGUGGGAGGCCCCGGUGAGCAAGAGGACAAAUACAUUAGUGUCUAGUUUGAGAAACAGACGCCUCACAGGUCCUCAACUGGCAGCUUCAUUAAAUAGUACCCGCAAAACCCCAGUCUCAACUUCAACAGUGAAGAGGCGACUCCGGGAUGCUGACCUUCUAGGCAGAGUUGCAAAGAAAAAGCCAUAUCUCAGACUGCCCAUCUUAAUCUUUUAUUUUUAUUGGCCAGUCUGAGAUAUGGCUUUUUCUUGCAAUUCGACUCUAGGGUGUUUAGUCCCAAAUGGCUCCCUAAUCUCUAUAGUUCACUACUUUUGACCAGGACCAAUGGGGCUCUAGUCAAAGAUGGUGCACUGCGUUGGAAAUAGGGUGCCAUUUGGGACUCCGCGUUAGUCAUCUGGCUCUGUAUCAGAUGUAAUGCAUGUAACCAGGAGAUGCAGUGCUUCAGGUGUUUAUUUUUUAGAUUAGCAGAGACCUAGGAUGCGUCCCAAAUGGCACCUUAUUCCCUAUAUAGUGCACUACUUUUGACCAGGGCCUACUAUAUAGGGAAUAGGGUGCCAUUUGGGAUGGAGUUCUAAUGUUUUCACUGGCUCUGAGUCUUGACUCUGUCCACUCCUGCCUGUUAAACAUUGAAAGAGUAAUAUUCUUCUCCAUCUUUUUGCCCCUUGUCAAGCAGAUGGCGUCAAGUAUUAACAGAGCCACUGUUUCUAUCUGCACUGUUUCUGUUUCCUUUAAAAUGGCCACCACACUAUAAAACAGAAGAUAUACUACUACCUGUCUGUCAAGAUCAUCCAUCUUUGUAUUUUUUGUACCUGAGAUUGGGGUUGGUAUGUUGUGACCUUGAGAGCUUGUUUUGGAAGGAUAAAUGCCAAUAUUUUGACGUUCUUAUCAGUGUCUGGGGUUAAACCCCCAUCCCUCUAAUCCUUGACAAACCUGGUUUAAUCUUGAAACAGCAUUAUUGAUUGGAUCUGAAUUAGAAGGAUACCAUUUAGUUUGGAGGGCAGUGGUUUACAACGGUAUCUCUUUUCUCUCCAUUUAGCCUGUGUUCAGUAUCCUGCUUAUUAUAUAAUUUCAAGGUGGUGUAAAAUUAAAACAGUAUUUUCUCCCCUUAGCCUUUGUUGCUGGACAGCAGCAGUAUCCUUCCUGAUCGCAUCCUUCUCAUGGACACCUUCUUCCAGAUCCUCAUCUACCAUGGAGAGGUACAUUCAUCAGUCAUCAAAUCAUAAUCAACAUGGCCACUCACAGACUACUUAAAAACUGUCGUCAUCGGUGACAGGCCAGGACAUGACCCUCCAUGUCCUCUUAAUGGUCUCACCACUCACACAGCUACCAUCUUUACACGCAGUGAGAGGCGUCUCUCUCUCUAUCAAGUGAUUUUAUCGUAACGCUAGACUGAUUUAGUUUCUGGUUGCAGCCAGAUACUAUUGUCCUUAUUUGACAUUUGUGAAUAGAUGGGUGAGCAGUGGAUGAGAGAUCAAUAGCCGAUUCUGAAUACAGACAGAUCUUCAAUAUAAUGUCAGAGUGGGGUUCAAUGGCCAAUAAUCCAGUGAGAUGCACUGUUAUGAAGAGAGACUGUGUUUCCUAUUGAAAUCAAAUCCAGUCAUUGCUAUUGAAGUGAAGUCAAGCAAAACUAAUCUGCUCCUUUUAUCUCUUUCUCAGCUCUGUAAAGGUCUUCAUGUAAUUCUUCAUGUCUUCAGGACCACUCUGACUGACUGUCCCCAUUCCCUCUCGUUCUCUUUCUCUCCCUCUCUUCUCUCUCUCGCCAACCCUCCCCCUGUCUCUCUCUAACCCUCUCUCUCUGUCUAUCCAUCAGACUGUCUCUCAGUGGCGUAAGGCAGGCUACCAGGAGUUGCCAGAGUACGAGAACUUCCGCCACCUGCUGCAGGCUCCAGUGGACGACGCCCAGGAGAUCCUCCACAGCCGCUUCCCUAUGCCCCGCUACAUAGACACAGAGCAUGGCGGAUCACAGGUGUGUACACACACAAACAUUUCUGUGAAUGUCAACUGUAAAGUCUAUUACAACCUCCUGUGUUGAUGUUCUUGUUGUGUUCUAGGCUCGAUUCCUGCUAUCUAAAGUAAACCCAUCACAAACCCACAACAAUAUGUAUGCAUGGGGCCAGGUAAGACUUAAUUUUCUACUGUCUAUUUUCUAUUGUCAUUUGCCCAGGAACUAGAAGAAGAUACUAUUCAUAAAAAGUCCAAAUUGCUAAGGAUGGUGUUAUUAGUAUGGUUUUAUGUAAAGGCUGAGCACGUUGCCUCUUUCUGAAUGGCGUGUAUUGUAUGUGUGUAAUAAUGACUGGUGGUCCUGGAGGAGCGUAGGGUCGAGUGUGUUAGCAAUAAUGAAAGUCAUUAUAUGGCUGGAGAGAAGGAGACCCUGUACUUGGUUUUCAAGGCUUUCAGCUGCUACUACUGCUUAUUAGAGGAGACAGUAGUGGACCUGUGGAACCUUCUGGAUUAUUACAUGGACACAGUCACACAUACUUUUGAGACGCACACAAUUCUACUCCUGUUCUUGACUCAUAAUUUUUCUACAACUCCUACUUGUUGUCUGUAUUCUUUACACAAGCAGGUAAAUUCUGAAUAAAUGAGUAGUCCUCCCACUUUUUUGUUGUUGUGGAGAAUGAAGAUGUAACUACUUCCCAAGAUUGUAUAAGGGCAAUUCCAUGGUAACGGUGACACAGACUCAGAUUUUUCACUUUAAAUGUCAAACAAAAACCAAUGAUUGUAAAGUUAAACAAACCAUACAAUUAUAUGCACAAGGACUACUUUUAACAAUUCCCACUGCCAAUUAAAAAACUAAACUGUUACUUGAAGAACAGUGCAGAUCCAAAGUUUGGUAAUAGUGACAGCACAAACCAUAAUUCUGUCACCAAACGUUGCAUCCUGCACUGUUCUUCAAGUAAAUGUGUGAAGUUUUCUGUGGAAAUUGUUAAAUUUAGUCUUUGUGCAUAGAGUUAUAUGGUUUGUUUGACAUUUAAACUGAAAAAUCUGUGUCACUCUGUUAUCGUGGAAUUGCCCAUAACUGAAUUCCACUCUCCUCCUCUCUGUGUGUAGGAGUCAGGUGCUCCCAUCCUGACAGAUGACGUCAGUCUACAGGUGUUCAUGGACCACCUAAAGAAGCUGGCUGUGUCCAGCGCUGCCUGA